AACUCAAUCGAAAAUAGACAAGUAAUAAGACUUUGACAGAUAGAUACUGGGACAGGCAAAACUAAAUAUGGACUAAAAAGUCGAUCAUGUUCUGUGAAUAGUACUUAGACUAACAAGGAAACUAAGCUUAGCAUGGUACCUAAUAUGGUGUGGUGGCAGCAGGGGGUAUAGAUCUAGAAAGCUACUUCUAACUUAAGGUAUUUCCCAUACAAUACGUGCGGAGUGAGGAGGCGAGCACUAUGCCACGGCAAUGUUGCUGAAAAUAUGCAAGUCGUGUCAGUACUGUUUGGAGUCCUGGUACUGGUCUUGUUGUGAAGAAAGAUUUUGUUUCGACAAGAAAAUAGCUAAUUACAAACUAGAAGAUGAGCCUUACGCGAACGGCCACACAAACAUGGGAGCCAGCCUGGACAGCGUGGUGACCAACCAACCGAUCAACAACAACCACCUCCCCCCCAGAACCCUGGGGAGGGAGGUCAAUGAACUGCCGAUACAUGCUGACAAACUAUACGAGGUUUUCUCUAAAUCAUUAAUAUUUAGAGACGAGCACGAACUGAAAGCAAAGAGCAGCAACAAUUCGCUCGACGACUUGGAGACGAAAUCCGAACCAGAUUAUUUGUCAGACAGACCAAACAGAACCAAGGUGUACUUUGAAGAUGAAGUCAACUCUCCUGUUACAGACUUCGAAAUUAUGUUCAAAGAUGAACUACUGGGUCAAUACGAUAUGUUCAACAUUGAGGAAGAAGAAGAAAGUGACAAAGCAAGCCAAGACACCGAAGAAGGACUUACAAUGAAUAUUGUCAAUAUUAAAAGGCAAGACGUUAUUAAGCCCACAACAGUUACAAUGAAAGAUGACUCGAAAAUAACUAUACCUGCUCCUGUUUACAAUUACGAUCCAGUUACAUCUGUUAACCUACCUUCAGUGCUAUCUUUGCCUCGAGUAGAAAGUGUUAAAGGUAUUUUAAGAAGCAACAGUGCAAAGACUUUAGAGAGAGUUGAUAGUGGUACUAGAUUAGCCAAGCCUGUGUUGAAUAGGGUUGAGAGUUUGAAAAAUAUGGAUCCCAAUAAGAUUAAUAAGGUAUUAAUGAGAGUGCCACAUAGAAGUGCAUCGUUUUUGAAUAUUCCUGCGCAUUUGUCACCUGAAAAACCGCCUCUAGUUAAAUCUAAAUCUAUGGUUGGUGUUUUAUCCGCCACAGAAGAACUUAAAUUAAGUAGUCUUCCUGACACCCCUAUUAUUAAAAGUACUAAUUUGCCAAGAUUCUUCGCUGAAAGUCCAGCUAUUCCUGAAUACAAAGGAGAUACAAGCUUACAAAGUAUUAAACAGAAAUCCACAAUGAUGUUCCAAGAAAAUGAUUUCAGUAUGCCUAGGUAUUAUGGAGCUCUAAACAAAUCAGUCGAAAGUAUUCCAGUACAUGAAAGUAAAUCUAUGCCUGAUCUUAGAAAUCCUGGAAGUUCCAAUAAAGUGAAUAAAAGAUUAGUAAAAAUUAGGAGUAAACUUAAACCUUUAGUUAUAAGAAAGAGCUCUGAAGAGAAAUUAUGAAAACAUGUUGAAAAUACUGUUUUUGAAAUAAUUGUGAUUUGCAAGAAGUAUUAUUAUAUAAAUUAUAUACAUUACAAUUAUAAUUUUAAGGAAACGUAAAAAAAACAUUAAUAUUUUUGAAAAAAAUGCAAAGAAUUUAUGUGUUAUUGAAACCAUCGUAAUUGAAAAAUAUGUAGUUAGCACAAAAUAUUAUCAACAUCUAACGUUUAACGAGAUAUUAAACAACCUUAUCUUUACUAAUCCAGAUAAUUGUCAAUGAAGUGAUGUAGACGAGCGAAUAACUUCACCGCAUCUCUAGUCAAUGAUAACUUAACCUAAUUGUAUAUAGGUAGAUUAUUUGAUCGGACAUGAUCUGUCAUUUUAAAAAGCUACUUAAAAAUAGAUAAAUACAUGAAAUUUAAUUUAAUGACACUUCUCGAAAUUUACUUAUUGUAUGUAUAAAUUGUCAAGUAGGUACUUACUUUCAUAUUUUAAUCUAAUUGUAGAUAAAGUAAUUGUUAUUGAGGUACUUACUACAAUACUUGACCAUUUUACUGCUUAAGUUUCUAGUGAUUGUAGUUUCAUGAAUUUGUUGUAUGAUGUGAGAACAAAUAUAAGUGUAUUAAUAAAUUACUGAUUUUUUCUUUCA
This is a messenger RNA of Plodia interpunctella (Indianmeal moth), 2165 nucleotides long. RefSeq lists its product as uncharacterized. The coding region runs from base 251 to 1537 and encodes 428 amino acids. The transcript is spliced from 5 exons. Lineage: Eukaryota; Metazoa; Arthropoda; Insecta; Lepidoptera; Pyralidae. The record is from RefSeq and is a predicted model, not a curated record.